Messenger RNA from Dictyostelium purpureum, 693 nucleotides. RefSeq lists its product as uncharacterized. NCBI's taxonomy places the organism in Eukaryota, Evosea, Eumycetozoa, Dictyosteliales, Dictyosteliaceae. The transcript has a single exon. The annotation marks the transcript as partial. The record is from RefSeq and is a predicted model, not a curated record. Gene Ontology annotation, cellular component: mitochondrial inner membrane. Gene Ontology annotation, biological process: mitochondrial ADP transmembrane transport; mitochondrial ATP transmembrane transport. Gene Ontology annotation, molecular function: ATP:ADP antiporter activity.
CUAUGGAGUGAAAAUUUAAUGGAUAUUGCCAGAUAUUCACCAGUCUAUGGUUUAAAAUUUGGUUUUUAUGAAGUAUUUAAAGAACACACAAAGGUCAAUGUGGUUGAAAAUGGUUUAAAUAAGUUUGGUUUUUUUAUACUAUCUGGUGGGGAGGCAGGUAUAACUACAUCAUUAUUGGUUCACCCUAUCCAUUACUAUAGUUGCUACACCUAUCAUAAAUUUUUUAUUUUACAAGAGUUUAAAGAUCAAAAAAAAGUUUUUUAUAAAAGUAAUUUUAAAUUUUAUAGAAACCAAAUAAAUGAUUUUUUCAAAUUUUAUCAAAAUACCUCAUUUUACUCUGCAUUCAGUUAUUCAAUAAUUCCCAAUUUUUUAUAUAAUUCAAUUUUUUUUGGGGGUUAUGAUAUUGGUAAAUCUCUUGUUUUUGAAAAUAAAGAAAAUGAAAAAAAAGAUAAUAAUAAAAAUAUUAAAAGGUUCAGCAUUGCAUUUAUAGUUAACAUUAUUUCACAUAUUGUUUCAUAUCCAUUUGAAACAGUUUGUAACACAAUGCUUAUUCAAUCGGUAGUUUGUAAACUGGAUAGUGUUUCAACCAAAGAUAAAAAAGAAUUUUUUUCGUCUUCCCUGGAUUGCUUUAAAAAAAUUAUAAGAUACGAAGGCUUUAAAUCAUUGUUCGACGGUGCUAUCAAAUCUCCCAUU